Messenger RNA from Lepus europaeus (European hare), 1741 nucleotides. RefSeq names its product MAPK regulated corepressor interacting protein 1 (gene MCRIP1). Lineage: Eukaryota; Metazoa; Chordata; Mammalia; Lagomorpha; Leporidae. The record is from RefSeq and is a predicted model, not a curated record. The transcript is spliced from 5 exons. The coding region runs from base 512 to 964 and encodes 150 amino acids.
GGCAGGGGCGCGGGGGUCCGCCCCGCGGGUGCAGGCUGCCUCGCCCAGGAGGGGGAGGGGUCUUUGCGCCCCCUCCGUCUCCGCCGACAGCCGCGUGGCCCCAGGCAGCCUCUCUCGAGUCCCCCGACUGGCUGUGCAGGAGGAGCCCCCAGACCCCGGCGAGGUCGGGCCUCGUGUGUCCCCAGGGGCUGCUUCUGCUCGGAUGGGGGUGCUGCACCAUAGGGACUGACAGGAGGAGCCGGGGCAGGGGCGCUGACCGCCGGCCACCGGGAGCUGUGGCCUGUGCGCCGGCGGUGGACAACAGCAGCCGUGGACCCCAGGGCUCUGUGCUGGGACCGAGGUGGGGGCGAGGCCGCAGGCCCAGAGGUCCAGACGUCCCUGAGUCCCUGGGCCCAGGUCCGAUUCCGGCUCCCAGUCGCAUGGACCCUUGGAGUCCACACUGCUGGCUCCGAGGACGCCUGGGUUGGUCCCCACUCUGGCUUUGGCUGGCCUCGGCCUGGCCGCCGUGGGUAUGCAGGGAGUGACCAGCAGGUGGGCGCUCUCGCCGUCUGCCUCUCAGAAACCAAUAUCUGCGAACGAGCCAGUUACGGGUGGGCCGGGGCUUGGUGGCCGGAGGGUCCAGAGGCCCAGGGGAUCUGGCAGCGGAACGCCAGGACCAGACGCCCCAGCGAUGAGCAGUUCCCCUGUCUCCAGAGUCGUGUACAACGGCAGGAGGAACAGCAGCCCCCGCUCGCCCUCCAGCAGCAGCGAGAUCUUCACCCCGGCCCACGAGGAGAAUGUGCGCUUCAUCUACGAGGCCUGGCAGGGCGUGGAGAGAGACCUGCGGAGCCGGCUGGCAGGCAGCGAGCGGGGCCUGGUGGAGGAGUACGUGGAGAAGGUCCCCAACCCCAGCCUGAAGAGCUUCAAGCCCAUCGACCUGAGUGACCUGAAGCGCCGCAGCACGCCGGACACCAAGAAGUCCUAAGGCCGGGGCAUGGGGUGUGCCUGCCGUCGCCCUGCCUGUCCUGUGGGCCACUGGGGUUGACCGCCAAGCCCCCCCCCGAGCCCUGAGCCCCCCUCUUCCUCUGGGGGGGUUGCAGGCUGCCCUGUCGCUGAGGGGGCCGGGCCCCGCCAGCCCUGCCUCCCCCGCCCCAGCCCCUCUUCCCAUCACCUGCUGUAGCCCCCAGCUCCCUGGCCACCGCAGGAUCCGGAGAGGGGAGAGGGCCUUUGUUCCCCAGGCGGGACUUGUCCUGGAGGUGGCCAGGAAGGAGAACAAGGCUGCCCCCGCCCCCCGGCCCCUGCUCGGGCUUCCCACGGACCCCAGCCCUCCUCUGGCCUGGACACCGCCCAGCCCCCUCCUUGCCUCGGCUCCAGGAUGACCCUGGCUCCCGGCACCUGGGACACUGCUGGAUUCCCCAGAGGGGUCCCCAGCAACGAGGCCUGGCCCCCGGGGUCUGUGGCCACAGUCGCCCCCCUGGGCAGGGUGCCGAGGCUGACCAAGGUGGUGGUGCUGCCGGCUGUCCUGGCUCUCUGGCACGUGCUGGGAGGGUCACCCGGCCCCUUCUCCCUGUGCCCCCGGAAGCCGGAUGUCUGUGGCCCCGGAGGUUGAGGACCCUUCAAUAAACGCAGGUGCACAGGGUCGGCCUCGUGGUCGCAACUCCCAGCCGGGGGCGUGGGCCUCUGGGAGCUGGCCUGGGAGGCAGCGGGCGCCCCCACUGUGCACAGGGGUCUGGCUGCUGGGCUGACCUGACGCACUUGACCU